AUGCUUCGACUAGAGCAUCUCCUGAAAUACCAAAUAUCCGUGACGGCACACUCUCUAAGUGAGAUAUGUCGUACGAGCACUAAUGCUGACUUUCGAAAUAGGGUCUCCGCCCUACUAAAGGUGCCCAUAAGGGAUGUUGAAAAUGAGAUUUCUAACAUCCUCUCCACUAUUUGGAUUCACCCCACGAGUGAUAUAAAGGCCCUACAAGCCAAACGCCGAAAGAUCGUGGCCAACUUUGGAGCGGCAGACUUCGACCGCCUCUUCGAAGACAUGGAGUAG
Messenger RNA from Echinococcus granulosus, 279 nucleotides. RefSeq lists its product as hypothetical. The coding region runs from base 1 to 279 and encodes 92 amino acids. The record is from RefSeq and is a predicted model, not a curated record. The transcript is spliced from 4 exons. Lineage: Eukaryota; Metazoa; Platyhelminthes; Cestoda; Cyclophyllidea; Taeniidae.